Messenger RNA from Staurois parvus, 338 nucleotides. NCBI's taxonomy places the organism in Eukaryota, Metazoa, Chordata, Amphibia, Anura, Ranidae. The record is from the annotation of a GenBank genome assembly.
AGUAUCUCCGACGGGGGAGAGACCUGUUGGUGGUCAGAACCACCCUUACAGACAUUGGUGUCAUGUUACUGGCUCUUUCAAGUGGCAUUGACCAUGGAACUAUGUUGGCACCAGGGGCGGACUGACAACUCAUGGGGCCCCCAGGCAAUAGGGGAUCAUGGGGCCCCUGUGUCCUUGCCCACACUCAAAGCACACCCAAAAAAGCCUAUAACAAAUGUACCAGGGGCAUCUCAUGGGGCCCCCUACUGACCCCGAGCCCUCAGGCAGUGCCCAAGUGCUCGAAUGGUCAGUCUGCCCCUGGUUGGCACCAUUGAGGGGGAGGUCAAUCAGCCUAGCAA